Molecule: messenger RNA, 959 nt
Organism: Daucus carota subsp. sativus
Lineage: Eukaryota; Viridiplantae; Streptophyta; Magnoliopsida; Apiales; Apiaceae
Product: large ribosomal subunit protein bL17c
Exons: 2
Coding region: 111-725 (204 amino acids)
Biological process (GO): translation
Cellular component (GO): cytosolic large ribosomal subunit; ribosome
Molecular function (GO): structural constituent of ribosome
Source: RefSeq, a predicted model, not a curated record
UUAAAAAGAAAGGGAAGCAUUAUCCGACCACAAAGUGGGAAAGCCCAAGAGCGCGUCUGAGGAUAAAACCCCCAAGCAAGAAGAACACAAGUGAUAAGAUUGAGAGAGCAAUGGCGAGUGUGAGCAGUCUGGCCACAACAACAGCAACAACAUGGAACAUGUCUUGUCUGAAAGCAGCUCUGCCCCCCAUUUACAACACUUCAGCUCGCCUUCCUGUUGUCUCAUCUCCUUGUGUUAAAAUCUCUCUGAAGCCCAAUCCCAUCUCUCUCCGCUCUUUCCACGGUCUCGCUCCUCUCCAUCCUCUUCUCUCUCGAGAGGGCAACAGCUUUGACCAGUGCUUCACAAUAAUUGACAAUGGUGGUCGUAUCUCCAUGAUGAGACACGGGAGGCGUGUCCCUAAACUAAAUAGGCCCCCAGAUCAGCGCAAGGCUCUUUUGAGAGGCCUAACAACCCAGCUGCUAAAGUAUGGACGAAUAAAGACCACAAGAGCAAGGGCCAGUGCCAUGAGGAAGCAUGUUGAUAAGAUGAUCACAAUGGCUAAAGAUGGAUCUCUUCAUAAAAGGAGACAAGCCCUUGGAUAUAUAUAUGAGAAGCAGAUAGUGCAUGCCUUGUUUGCAGAGGUUCCCGAAAGAUAUGGGGAGAGGAAUGGAGGAUAUACAAGAAUAAUCAGAACUCUCCCUAGGCGAGGAGACAAUGCACCAAUGGCCUAUAUUGAGCUAGUCUAAUUAAGGCCACGCUUUGUAUUGCUUAUGUCUUACUUCACUAGCUAUCUGAAAACUGUUGAGAACAUUUUUUCUGUUUGUUCAUUGUAUGCUGCAGACCUUGUGAAUCUGUCAUGUACAUUUACUAACGAAGCUUCUAUGUAAUCGUUGGUAACUAAAGGAUAAUGGAUGCUUUUUGGUGGUAACAAGUGGUUACAAAGUAUAGGACAUAGCUAAUGAAAUUUUAAGUUUUUAGCA